AUGGAUGACGCAGAGCUUGAUCAGAUCCGAAAAGCUCGUCUAGAGCAGCUCAAGGCUCAAGGCGGCGGUAGCAGUGGAGGCGGUUCGUCUGGGCAGCAAGAACAGCAGCAGCGCCAACAACAGCAGCAAGAAGAAGCUCGUCAACACAUCCUCAACCAGAUCCUUCACCCCGAGGCCGCCGACCGUCUUGGCCGUAUCCGUCUUGUCAAGGAGGAGCGGGCCGCCGACAUCGAGAACCGACUCAUCACGCUCGCCCAGACAGGUCAACUGCGACAAAAGGUCACCGAGGCGCAACUCAAGGAGCUUCUCAACGCUAUGUCGGAGAGCAAGGAAGAGGAGAAGAUUGUUGUAAGCAGGCGCAAGGCUUGGGACGAUGACGAUGAUUUGGACCUGUGA
Molecule: messenger RNA, 396 nt
Organism: Fusarium coffeatum
Lineage: Eukaryota; Fungi; Ascomycota; Sordariomycetes; Hypocreales; Nectriaceae
Exons: 3
Coding region: 1-396 (131 amino acids)
Cellular component (GO): nucleus; cytosol
Molecular function (GO): DNA binding
Source: RefSeq, a predicted model, not a curated record